UCCAGCGCCCGGGUCGCUCGCUCGGACUUCCGGUUUGGGAGCUGAACUGGAAGGCUGGAGAACCCGGGCUGGAGCCCUACCCCGAGUGGGUGAGGCUAGCCCGCGGUCAGAAAUGCGGGUGGGUUGAGUGACAGCCCGAGAAGGAGAAGCUCCCAGGGGUGGGUCGGAGGGUGCUCUCAGGACGCUUAGCCCGGUCGGAGGCCUCUGGAGGGGCUCACGACGGCUUUUGAGAGUGACCUGGCCGGAGGGAGAGAAGACAAAGAGGCCGGAACCCCGCAUCCGCGAACCUUGCAGCCCUCGGAGCGCCUGGCCAGCACCCGAGCUUGUCCUCAGGAGACCCAUGACUACUGCCCUUUCGGACUCCCACUCUCCACCAACUCAGUGGGACUCUCCCCAAGCCCACCCGGCCCUCGCUUCAGGAGCCCAAACCAACUUCUCUCAAUGCGCGAGGUUUCCAUUCAGUAGUUCCCGGCUAUUUACUGAGCGGUUACUUUUGCUGUGAGGGAGAACAAAGACCCAGUAUUCAGUACUUGAUUUUUGUUUGGGGUGGGAAUUGGUAGUGGUGGAGUCCGAGGGGGCGGGGCGGACGGAGAGGGCCCGGGGAAGGACGGCGGAGGUACUGGGGGAGAUCAGCUGCGACCCGCUGGACAGAGGCUUUUUGUUGCCUUCAGCAGGAUGGUGACAUGCCUUUAGAACCUCUCGAGCUCCCAUAUGGUUCGAACACACUAUGCUACACUGGUCGGGGGAGCUUCAGUGGGUCAGAUUUGGGGGAGGUGGAAGAGGAACAGACAGUACUUUCUAUUCUUUGCUGCUUACCCGGGCUGCCCUGCAAGUCGCCCAGAAAUGCAGCUUUUGAAUGGUCUCUCACCUUCAUGCUCGGUUUUGGCUUGCUGUCCUGAAUUUGGUGCUACGUGGAGCAUCUGCGAAGUCAGGCCAGCUCUGGCAAGACUUCAGACAUAUGAGUAUGUUCCGUCUGAUAGUGCCAUCUCUCUCUAUCCUAGGAGGAAACUCUUCUUACAGAGAGAGACUCAUCUGCAGGUGAUUCUCCAAGGACAUGAGAAGAUGGGUGUAAGCUGUGGAACCUAGACCCUUAAGUGGAGGGAAGCUGCUUUCUGCUGUGAACGAUGGCCAAACCCACCCUGAGAGGGAAUGGCACUAACUCUGAGACCUUCCGACAGCGCUUCAGGAGAUUUCAUUACCAGGAGGUCACAGUCUCUGUGAAGGGGCAGGAAGUGCGCUUGGAGAAGAUGACACCCCUGAAAUCAUCACGAGAGUUAUUAAGUGUUCGGCAGGAGUCAGUGGAACCCCAGCCCAGGGGUGUACCCAAGAAAGAGAGGGCAAGAAACCCAGACCUGGGACCACAGGAGCAGAUGAACCCAAAGGAGAAGCUCAGACCUUUUCAAAGGAGCGGAUUUCCAUUUCCUAAAUCCAGUGUGGUCUCCAAGUUGGAGCAAGGAGAGCCAUGGAUCCCAGAUCUGGGCUUCAAGGAGAAGGAAUUCCCAAGAGGCAGUCACACAGGAGACAAACAAAUGCAUGCUGAUCUGUUACCAUCCAGGAGAGAGAGAAGAAGCUGGGUGGAACAGGAUCACUGGGGCUUCGAGGAUGAGAAGGUGGCAGGUGUGCACUGGGGCUAUGAAGAGACCAGAACUCUCCUCGCAAUUCUCAGUCAAACUGAGUUUUACGAGGCUCUCCGAAACUGUCAUCGAAACAGCCAAGUGUAUGGGGCUGUGGCUGAGCGGCUCCGGGAGUAUGGGUUCCUCCGGACCCUGGAGCAGUGUAGGACCAAGUUCAAAGGUCUCCAGAAGAGCUAUCGGAAAGUCAAGAGUGGCCACCCACCUGAGACCUGCCCCUUCUUUGAAGAGAUGGAAGCCCUGAUGAGUGCCCAGGUCAUUGCCCUGCCCAGUAAUGGCCUGGAGGAGGCAGCCUCUCACUCUGGCCUGGUGGGCAGUGAUGCUGAGACUGAGGAGCCAGAGCAACAGGACUGGCAGCAUAAGGAGGGAGAAGAUGCCAUGGCUGAAGAGUCUGACAGUGAGGAAGUGGGCCAGGAGGCCACCCCCCAGGACCCCGACAAGUCCACCACACCCGUCCUUUUCCGAAGCCCAAGUGGUGUACACUGGGGCUAUGAAGAGACAAAGACCUACCUUGCAAUUCUUAGUGAGACUCAGUUUUAUGAAGCCCUCCAGAACUGCCACCGCAACAGCCAGUUGUAUGGAGCAGUAGCUGAGCGGUUAUGGGAAUAUGGCUUCCUUAGGACACCAGAGCAGUGUCGGACCAAGUUUAAAAGCCUCCACACCAGCUAUCGGAAGGUCAAGAAUGGCCAAGCACCAGAGACCUGUCCCUUCUUUGAAGAGAUGGAUGCUUUGGUGAGUGCCCGGGGUGCUGCCCUGCCCAGUGAUGGCCGGGAAGAGGAGGCAGCCUUGUGUCCCACCCAGGAGACCAGUGAGGCCGAAGCCGAGAAGCAAGCCGAGGAAGCAGAUGAGGCCAUAGAAGAAGAUUCUGAAGAUGAUGAAGAAGAUACCGAGGUACCCCCAGAGGCUAUGACCCGUGCUCCAGUCUUAUUUCAGAGCCCCAGUGGUUUUGAGGCUGGAUUUGAGAAUGAAGAGAAUCUAAAACGGGAUAUUGCUGAGGAAGUACAACUACACAGGACGUUACUUGCAAGGUCUGAGAGGAAAAUUCCCCGGCAUCUUAAUCAAGGUAAAGGCAUUGAGAGUGAAUGUAGAUCAGGAAGACAGUGGGAGAAGACCCCAGGGGAGAGAAGAGGAAAACCAACAUUCCCAGAGAGGAGUUUAGGUAAAGUUCUAAGUCAUCAGAGACCUUACUUGGGGGAGAGACCCUAUAAAUAUCUCAGAUAUGGCAAAAGCUUUGGUCCAAACUCCCAUCUCAUGCAUCAAAUAUCCCCUCAAGUAGAAAAUCCAUAUAAAUGUGCUGACUGUGGGAAAAGCUUCAGUCGGAGUGCACGCCUCAUUAGACACCGGAGAAUCCACACUGGAGAGAAACCUUAUAAAUGUCUUGACUGUGGGAAAAGCUUCCGUGACAGUUCAAAUUUCAUCACCCAUAGAAGAAUCCACACAGGAGAGAAACCGUAUCAGUGUGGUGAGUGUGGAAAACGCUUCAACCAGAGCUCAAGCCUUAUCAUUCACCAGAGAACCCACACAGGAGAAAAGCCCUAUCAGUGUGAAGAGUGUGGGAAAAGCUUCAAUAACAGUUCUCAUUUUAGUGCACAUCGAAGGAUACACACAGGAGAGAGACCCCAUGUGUGUCCUGACUGUGGAAAGAGUUUCAGUAAGAGUUCUGACUUACGUGCACACCACAGAACCCACACAGGAGAGAAACCCUAUGGGUGUCAUGACUGUGGCAAGUGCUUCAGUAAAAGUUCUGCUCUUAAUAAGCACCGAGAGAUCCAUACACGAGAAAAGCUUCUCUCACAGCCUAAGUAAGCCCCUGAGGAUCUAUGAAGAAAACAGUCUCAUUACAUGUAUUGAAAUUGUUUAGAAAAGUCCUCCAAUAGUGAGAUCCAUCUCCUAAUUUGUGCCUGACUAGUUUAGGAAAUACUCUAGAAUUUACCCCACUGUUUGUUCCUAUGUUUCUUCUGGAUCUAGAGUCAAAUUCCCAAAGCAUCUUAAGAAUGAAAGGAAGAUUUCAUUCCCUCUCCUUGCCUUUAUUGAUGGCAACACCUUUCCCUCUCAGUGCCUAUGUUGUUUCCUUAAUAGAGAGGACACAGUAGUAGAUCCUAUGAGUGUGACGUGCACCCUUCUUUACUCAUCCUGUUAUAGCCUGCAUUUCAACUAGAAAAACCCAUCACAGCAGCAUUUCAUGGAGAAGUAGUAAGAAUUCUCAUUGAAUGGGUGUAGCUCUUUAUAUAGCAAUGGAAAUGCAAAGAAGAAUGACUUUUCCUGCUCACUUAACCCUGUGCUCAGAAUGAUAUAUUUGUCAUGCACACUCUUCCUUUACCUUAAAGGAGAGUUUAAGUGUUCAAUUUGGUUCUGACCUAUAAGUCAUUUUGUCAAGAACCUAGGUGU
This is a messenger RNA of Orcinus orca (killer whale), 4019 nucleotides long. RefSeq names its product zinc finger and SCAN domain containing 29 (gene ZSCAN29). Gene Ontology annotation, biological process: regulation of transcription by RNA polymerase II. The transcript is spliced from 5 exons. The record is from RefSeq and is a predicted model, not a curated record. Gene Ontology annotation, molecular function: DNA-binding transcription factor activity, RNA polymerase II-specific; RNA polymerase II cis-regulatory region sequence-specific DNA binding. Lineage: Eukaryota; Metazoa; Chordata; Mammalia; Artiodactyla; Delphinidae. Gene Ontology annotation, cellular component: nucleus. The coding region runs from base 1125 to 3437 and encodes 770 amino acids.